UGAAACGCCUUUACUCACCUAGCCGCUCUCCUUGCCAAGAGCCGGGGCAGUUUCAAUCAGCGCCAUGCAGCCGAGCGUCCGCGAAAUGGCCGGCGGCGACGGCGGGGGCGGGCCGCAGGCCGACGACUUCUUCGACCAGAUGCUCUCCACGCUGCCCUCCGCGUGGGCCGACCUGGGCGCCGGCAGCAAGUCGCCCUGGGAGCUCGCCGCGGGCGCCGCCGCCGAAGACCCGGCCGCGCAGGCCUUCGGCGACGAGUCGGCGCUGCUCGCGUCCCGCCUCCGGCAGCACCAGACCGGCGGGGACAAGUCCUCCACUGUCAUGCUGCAGCUCAGCGACCUGCACCGUCACGGCCUGGCUGGCGGGGGCGGCGGAGGCGAGGAGAACGGGGGCGGCGGGUUCUCCGCCCCGCUGCCACUGUUCACGGACCGGUCGGCGCCAGCGCGGGAGGAGAUGGAGGGCGGCUUCAAGUCGCCCAACGCCACCGCAGGUGAUCAUCACGCGCUGUUCAACGGGUUCGGGAUGCACGGCGCUGGCGCCGUCCAGCCACAGUUUGGGCAGGGAGGAGCAGUGUCGCCUCAGAGCCUGGGAGGACCAGCAGCGAGCGGCGGGGCGGCACCAGCUGGAGCAGCUUCAUCGGCCGGCGGCGGGGCAGCACCGCCGCGGCAGCAGCGGGUGCGCGCGAGGAGGGGGCAGGCCACUGAUCCCCACAGCAUCGCCGAACGUCUUCGGAGGGAGAGGAUCGCGGAGCGGAUGAAAUCGCUGCAGGAGCUGGUCCCGAAUGCCAACAAGACGGACAAGGCGUCGAUGCUGGACGAGAUCAUCGACUAUGUGAAGUUCCUGCAGCUCCAAGUUAAGGUUCUGAGCAUGAGCCGGCUGGGCGGCGCCGCCGCCGGCAUGGCUCCUCUGGUUGCAAGCAUGUCCUCAGAGGGCAAUAGCAAUGGGAGCAUCAGCAACAGCGGUGGUGCAAAAGGGAGUGUUGCAACCAAGGGCAACGGCAACGGCGAGGGCGGCGGCGGGCUGCGGGUGACGGAGCAGCAGGUGGCGAAGAUGAUGGAGGAGGACAUGGGCACGGCGAUGCAGUACCUGCAGGGCAAGGGCCUGUGCCUCAUGCCCAUCUCCCUCGCGUCCGCCAUCUCCUCCGCCACCUCGUCCGUGUCGCUCCUCUCCCGCCCACCCGUCCGCCACGCCGCCGGCGUAGGUCAGCCGCACGACGGGAACGGCGCCGCAGCGAUGUCGCCGGCGUCGGCUAACGGUGCCGGAGGUGACGAUCCGCGGCCGACAGUGGCGGCGGCGCCGGUGGCGGGAAUCAGUGAAUGAGGCUGGCCACGCGACAACUGUAUCAAAAGAAGGGUGUAACUAAAACCAUGUCAUUUAGCAUCAUGUCAUACUAUCGUAUAUUCGUUUCUCUUAAUCUUUCAUUUGUUAAAGGGAAAUCCAGUGGAUUAUUAUAUAUGCCCUUCCUCCAUUGCCACACGUCCUUUGACCUUUUAGGCAACAAUGUCAUACGGAUGUGCAUAAUUUAUCAUAAUAGUUCGUUUGU
Molecule: messenger RNA, 1541 nt
Organism: Phragmites australis (common reed)
Lineage: Eukaryota; Viridiplantae; Streptophyta; Magnoliopsida; Poales; Poaceae
Product: transcription factor LRL2-like
Exons: 7
Coding region: 65-1318 (417 amino acids)
Biological process (GO): regulation of transcription by RNA polymerase II
Cellular component (GO): nucleus
Molecular function (GO): RNA polymerase II cis-regulatory region sequence-specific DNA binding; protein dimerization activity; DNA-binding transcription factor activity, RNA polymerase II-specific
Source: RefSeq, a predicted model, not a curated record